AAUAAAUACAUGAACAAGAGAAUGAUAUUUUUGGAUAAUAUCACCCCAUCACUUAUUCAACUUCUCUUAAUCACUCGAUCUGAAGUUAUUAAAACGUCAGGUAAGAGGAGUGAAUUAUGAAGCCUUUCAUCUUGUUUUUUAAACCUGGAAAUGUUACAUGAGUGGACCUGGCAUGGGGAGAAGGGAGGAAGGAUGAGUGUCAGGGAGGAAGGGAGGGAGAGGAUGAGAGCAUGGAUGAAAGGGAGGAAGAGUGUCAGGGAGGGAGGACGAGAGGAAGGAAGAAAAAAAUGUGGGGGAGUUGAAGAUGAAGGAGGGGAAAGGAAGAGAAGGUGGGAUAUACUACGAGGAGAGAGAGGGGACGGGAGAAUGGGGAGGAGAAGAUGGUGGGAGGUUACGAGGGUGGAAAGGAGGAGGAGGAGGAGGAGCAGGAAGGCAAAGGAGGAGGAGAGGAAUAAGAAGAGGAGAUGUGAGUCAAAGGAACUGAAGGUGUCACGCUGUCAACACUUCCACCUCGCUCCUCCUCAACCUCCCACAUUUCCUUCUCUCCUCCUGCCUGACUUUAUCAACACACACAGAGAUCACAACACACCCGCAACACUUCGCCAUGGCAGUAAGAUUGAAGGACACAAAUGCAAAGCCAUACCUGCCGACUGGACGGUGCCUGAGAGUGGCUCUGACAACAUGGCCGCCUUACGUGGACGGAGUAAAUCCAAACUACACAGGCUGGUGCAUAGAGAUGUUUGACGUGAUUCUGGAGGAGUUGAACAUAUGCCACGAGUACCUGGAGCCCCCGGAUGGUCUAUGGGGGGCACAGUUCCCCAAUGGCUCCUGGUUCGGCAUGAUGGGGAUGCUACACAGAAGGGAAGUGGAUGUGGCGAUCGGUCCGUUCGGCGUGACCCUGGCAAGAGUGGCCGUGGCGGAUUUCAGCGUCCCCAUCACGGCCACGGACCACGCCGUGCUGUACCGCCGACCCCAGAUUGAACCCGACCUGCUGGGCUUCACCAAACCCUUCACGCUGGUGGUGUGGGCAGGUGUGCUGGCGAGUCUACUGUUGGUGACAUCUGCUGCUUUGGGUCUGCUCGGUCUCUCCCCCACUCCCCAAAGAAGCGAAUACAAGGAUACAGAUGGAUUUUACCGCGGCUCCCCUCCCUCCGCCUCCUCCCUCUCUUCCUCCUCCUCUUCCUCCUCGAUGUGGAAUUGGUUGUGGGGCUACCGAGCACUACUGGGUCAGGAGGUGAAGAGCCUGCGUGGCGGUGAGGGCGCGAGGGUGCUGGCGGGGCUGUGGCUGCUCGUCUCCUUCAUCAUGGCCAUCGUGUACCGCUCCAACCUCAAGGCAAUGCUCAUCGUGCCCAAGGUGCGUGUGCCCUUCGACUCUCUGGAGGAGCUGGUCAGCCAAAGAGACGUGCCGUGGACCAUGGCUUUCGGCUCCAUCGUGCAGAGCUUCUUUGAGUCUGCCUACGAGGAGGACCCCGAAUCUACCAUGGGCCGAGGCUGGCGUGGGCGAUCACCUCUCCUUCGUAAUGCUAAAAAUAUAAUUCCUACGGUCAUGGGCGGAAUGGCAGGCCUCUACACGCGUCACUCUUCCACCUACUUCAUGGGCAAGGACUUUUCUGAGCAUGGGUACUGUCGCCUGGCACUGACUCGCGGGGGCUACAUGGCAGUACAGCACAGCAUGGGCUUCCCCCUCGGCUCCCCCCUCAAGCACGUAAUGGAUGACAUGGUGUACAGAAUGAUGGAAUUUGGUUUGGUGUCGAAGUUCAUUGCUAAGGAGAUGGCCAACACCUCCUACUGCCUCCUGCCCCCGGGAAGAGAAGGCCACAUCGAGCUCAGACCACUGGCUAUCGGGGACUUUCUGGGGGUCUUCACCCUCUAUGGAGCAGGUGUGUUGGGUAGCCUGGGAAUCUUCGCGGCGGAGCUGAUGAGACGCUAACACCACCACCACCACCACCGCUUGACAGAACUCGAUCAGAAUAUUCACCACAACCACCACCACUUGACAAGACUCGACUGGAAUACACACCACCACCA
This is a messenger RNA of Eriocheir sinensis (Chinese mitten crab), 2028 nucleotides long. Its product is annotated as glutamate receptor ionotropic, kainate 1-like. Lineage: Eukaryota; Metazoa; Arthropoda; Malacostraca; Decapoda; Varunidae. Gene Ontology annotation, cellular component: membrane. The coding region runs from base 605 to 1930 and encodes 441 amino acids. The transcript has 13 exons. The record is from RefSeq and is a predicted model, not a curated record. Gene Ontology annotation, molecular function: glutamate-gated receptor activity.